Molecule: messenger RNA, 2927 nt
Organism: Impatiens glandulifera
Lineage: Eukaryota; Viridiplantae; Streptophyta; Magnoliopsida; Ericales; Balsaminaceae
Exons: 12
Coding region: 285-2927 (880 amino acids)
Molecular function (GO): hydrolase activity, hydrolyzing N-glycosyl compounds
Source: RefSeq, a predicted model, not a curated record
AUUAAAAGAAAAAAGAAGUCUCAGUUGCGUUUGCAUGGAGAUGAAGUAUUGAGUGAAUCAUCAUAAUCCAUACAUUCUCAGAUCUUAUUAUCUUUCAAAUCUCUCUCAACUAUACGUGUGUGUUUGUGUUUCACUGAAUAUAUAUACGUUGACGUCAGAAAUCUAUACAUUCUCUUCUUUAACUGAUUUCAUUAUAAGCAAUCGACGUAACAUAAUUGAUUGCUUCUCGGUAGAACUAAGAUUUUCAGUUCGAUUGAUUGAUUGAUUCGGUUAAAUAGGAGAAAAUGUUGUGGUUAUUCAGAUCCAUUAUAGUUGUUGCUACGUUAAUUGCAAGUUCACAGAUGGUGGAUGGAAGAACUCGUCGGAUUUUACUUGAUACAGACGUUGAUACCGACGAUCUCUUUGCUCUAUUAUACAUAUUGAAGCUCAACCGAUCGCAAUUUGACUUACAGGCUGUAACUGUGAACACGAAUUCAUGGACAGAUGCUGGUCAUGCUGUAAAUCAGAUUUACGAUAUACUUUACAUGAUGGGACGAGAUGAUAUUGCUGUUGGAGUUGGAGGUGAAGGUGGGAUACUUGAAGAUGGAAUCAUACAACCAAAUGUUGGAGGUUAUCUUCCAUUAAUUGAACAGGGGAUUAACACAACUGGUUAUUGUAGAUACAGACAAACAAUUCCUGCAGAGAAGAGAUUACAAAUUGAUACAAAUAAUGGUUUUCGGAGAAGCUUUCUUCCUCAGGGAAGAAGGAAAUAUUAUCCACUUAUGGAGAACACGGCUCAGAAAGUUAUGCAAAACAAAAUAGCUGCUGGCCCUAUCACUUUAUUUCUAAUUGGUUCGCACACGAAUGCUGCUAUUUUUCUUAUGAGAAAUCCACAUUUGAAGAGAAACAUUGAACAUAUUUAUGUUAUGGGUGGUAGUGUUCAGUCAAAGACGGAUUGUUGUGAUCAGAAAAACACCCAUAAUUCUUCCUGUAAUCGCCAUGAAAAUUGCAUAGAACCUGGUAAUUUGUUCACUGAUAGCACCAGUAAUCCAUAUGCAGAGUUCAAUAUAUUCAUGGAUCCUUUUGCUGCAUAUCAGGUAAUCCAUUCAGGGAUUCCUGUGACAUUGAUUCCACUUGGUGCAACAGAUACCAUCCCCAUAAGUAAGAAUUUCUUUGACGCGUUUGAACAGAAUCAACACACUUUUGAGGCACAAUACCUCUUCAAAUCCUUGAAAAUGCUUCGCGAUACUUGGUUUGAUGACAAAUACUACACGAGCAAUUAUAUGUGGGAUUCAUUUGCAUGCGGUGUUGCUACUUCAAUAAUGCGUAACUCAAACGACCAUACAGGCAAAAAUGACUUUGCUGAAGUUGAAUUAAUGUAUAUAACUGUUGUCACUUCAAAUAAACCAUACGGAAUUUCUGAUGGCUCAAAUCCCUUCUUCGAUGGACGCGAGUCUCCCAAGUUUAACUUGGCUAAAGGCGGCGUUCACAGUGGUCAUGUCCAGAAUCGACUUCGUGAUCCCUUUUGCAUUGUCAAAGAUGGGAAAGGUAGAUGUCAGGAUGGAUACACCAAAGUAGAAACUGCCCCUAAGGGAGUUCCUACGCUUGUUGCCACAAAAGCAAAGCCGAAUAAAGAUAGAAACAGCCCUAUAGAGAAAGAAUUCUCCCUAAACUUCCUCAAUGUUAUAAACAUCCCCCAAUACUCUGGAAGAUUCAACUUCACAACACAGUUUCCUUAUUAUAGGGAAGUUAAACAUAUUCCAGUUUUUGGAGGGAAGAAACUCGGUAAGAAUGUUGUCUUCGACAUGGAUAUGAGCCCCGGAGAUUUCCUCGCUCUGUUUUAUCUCCUCAAAGUGCCUGUGGAUACGAUCAACCUAAAGGCAAUAUUAGUAAGUCCAACUGGCUGGGCAAAUGCAGCAACUAUAGAUGUGGUGUAUGAUUUAUUGCACAUGAUGGGUCGCGAUGACAUCCCUGUAGGUCUUGGAGAUUUUUUUGCAAUGAACCAAUCCGACACUAUUUAUUCCGGGGUUGGAGAUUGCUUCUACUCAAAGGCCAUCCCAUAUGGAAGUGGCGGUUUUCUAGACUCGGACACUCUCUAUGGUUUAGCUCGCCUUUUGCCUCGAAGUCCCAGAAGGUACACGGCGGAGAACUCUGUAAAAUAUGGAGCUCCUAGAGAUACCGAUAAUCCUGAACUUAGGCAGCAAAGAAUAAUGGAUGUAUGGAAAUGGGUAGCAAAGUCUCUUGAUCGAGGAUCUAAGAUUACAAUAUUGACAAAUGGUCCAUUGACUAGUUUAGCAAAGAUAAUCCUGGCCGACAAACACGCAAAGUCUCUCAUUCAGGAGGUAAUUAUAAACGGUGGAAAUAUAAUAAACCAAGAUAGAAAAGCUGAAGGAAACGUGGUGAACAUUCCAUCAAACAAAUUUGCAGAACUUAACAUGUUCUUGGAUCCCUUUGCAGCAAAGACUGUCAUUGAAUCUGGAGUUGAUAUAAAGCUCAUUCCGCUAAGAAUCCAACGUGAGUUCAACGUAUUACCUAUGAUUAUAACAAGGCUUUCGACCAAAUACAAGACACCGGAAUCACAUUUUUCAAGACGUUUGCUGAAAACCCUUCUUCGGUUGCAAACAAAACAUCAAAGAUAUAAGCAUAUGGACAUGUUUAUGGGGGAGAUUAUUGGGGCAGUAAAUUUGGGAGGUGGUGAAAAUGGUAGAUUGAAAACAGAAUUCAUGGAGAUGGCGAUAAGAGUGGUAGCAAAAGGUAUGGAAUCUGAAGAUGGAGAGACGAUUGUAGACGAAAAGAAAGGGAAGUUGAUUAAAGUAAUGGUGAAGAUGAACAAUAAAGCGUAUUACAAUGAAUUUACUAAAGGACUUGAAAAGGAAGAACAAAGUGCUGUCAUUGGAAGCUUUGAAGAGCAGAAAAGUAAAUGGAGAACACCUCCCCAUGCCAAGUAA